Molecule: messenger RNA, 4638 nt
Organism: Salarias fasciatus (jewelled blenny)
Lineage: Eukaryota; Metazoa; Chordata; Actinopteri; Blenniiformes; Blenniidae
Gene: frmd4ba
Product: FERM domain containing 4Ba
Exons: 23
Coding region: 150-3212 (1020 amino acids)
Biological process (GO): establishment of epithelial cell polarity
Cellular component (GO): bicellular tight junction; adherens junction; cytoskeleton
Molecular function (GO): cytoskeletal protein binding
Source: RefSeq, a predicted model, not a curated record
UUACAUCAGCUGGGGAGACACAGAAGACCAGUGUGAGCGAGGGCGAGCUGGAGUGCAGCAGAUUGCUGCUCCGAAGCCAAACAAAGUGCAGGUCAUCCCUUCUGAGGUGGCAUCAGUGGAUCGGGGGGGGGAUAAACCAGCCUCGGGCCAUGGCGGUGCGCAUCAUCCGGGGGAUGGAGGACCUGGUGGCGUCCAGCAGCCAGCUCGUCUGGACCAUGGCGCAUCACACGCUCCGGAGGUGGUACAACCGCGGGCUGAUGCCGUGCAGGCGCAUCCUGGAGGCCUGGUUCAGGAUAGGAAAAUGCUACCAGAUGACCGAGGGUCGCCUGUGUCAGAUCCACCUUCUAGACAGCAGGAAGCUCGAGCUGCUGGUCCAGCCCAAGCUGCUGUCCCGUGAGCUGCUGGAUCUGGUGGCCUCACAUUUCAACCUGAAGGAGAAGGAAUAUUUUGGAUUGUGCUUCAUAGAUGACACUGGCCAGAAUAACUGGCUCCAGCUGGAUCGUAAAGUCCUCGAUCACGACUUCUCAAAGACUUCGGGGCCUUUGGAACUCAGGUUCUUGGUGAGGUUUUACAUUGAGAAGAUCACCUUCCUGAAAGAGAACACAACAGUGGAGCUUUUCUUCCUCAACGCCAAAUCGCUUGUGUUCAAUGAAACCAUCGAGGUGGAGAGUGGGAAUGUUUUCAAGUUAGCAGCAUUUGCACUGCAGGAGGCCAAAGGGGAUUAUACCAGCACGGACACUGCCACAUCGGACCUGAAGCAGCUCCCAGUUCUGCCUACCCGCGUAUUAAGGGAGCACCCGUCUCUCAACUACUGUGAGGACAAAGUGAUUGAACACUACAAGAAGCUGAAGGGACUGACGAGAGGACAAGCCAUUGUACAGUAUCUGGCCUUGGUGGAGUCCCUGCCGACAUAUGGAGUCCAUUACUACCCAGUGAAGGACAAGCAAGGACUGCCUUGGUGGUUGGGCGUCAGCUACAAAGGCAUCGGCCAGUACGAUUUGCAAGACAAGCUGAAACCUCGAAAGUUAUUUCAGUGGAAGCAGUUGGAGAAUUUGUAUUUCCGCGAGAAGAAAUUUGCGGUGGAAGUGAACGACCCCCACAGACGAACGGUGACCAAGCGCACUUUUGGACAGACCGGCCUGGUUAUUCACACUUGGUAUGCCAGCCACUCUCUGAUUAAGACCAUCUGGGUGAUGGCCAUCAGUCAGCACCAGUUCUACCUGGACAGGAAGCAGAGCAAAUCAAAGAUGACCACAACCAGGAGCACGGGAGACAUCGCCAUGGACCUGACGGAGAUCAGCGCCCCGCGAAUCACCAAACUUUCCAGUAUUGACAACAAAGAUCAGCUGAUCAUGGCCAGCAACGGAAGCCUCAUCUCCGCCGGUUCAGCUGACUCCGAGGUCAGCGACGAGCAGAAGAAGGAGAAGAUUGCAGAAUUGAAAAAGAAAGAGAAGGACCUUCAGGAUUCACUGACAAAGAAACUUGAAGAGCUCAAAAAGAUCUGCAUGAGAGAGGCGGAGCUGACGGGAAAACUGCCCAAAGAGUAUCCGCUGGCUACAGGCGAGAAGGCUCCUCAGAUCCGGCGGCGCGUCGGGACGGCCUUCAAACUGGACGACCUGUUCCCGUACGACGAGGAUCCACAUCUGAGGAAUCUGGAGAGCAGGUUCGCUUUGCAGCAGAAGAUCGUGGAAGCGGCCAUGAAGCUCGCCAACGAGGGCGACCUCUGCAAGACGGUGAAGCGAAAGAGGAGGAACAACUACCUGGACGCAAUGAGGAAGCUGGACGAGAUCGAGAAAGAGAUCAACAGCUACAGGGUGAAGAAAGGGAGGAAGCCCACCCAGAGAGCCUCGCUGAUCUUAACAGAUGAUGCCCACCCUUCAGACCUCAGCUCUCUGUCUGACAGCCUCACUCUGGACGAUGACGACGACCAGGGCUCCCAGAGGCAGCGGUCCCGGUCGGUGCAGUAUUCUCCCAGGUUGCACCACGCAGACACUCUGGACAUUCACUACAACAGAGACCGGCGCUGCUCCGCCAAUGACCAGCUGGCAGACUGCAGAUUAAAUUACGGCCAAGUCCAGGACUCGCCCCACUACACUCACCGCGAUGCCUUAUCGAGCUACGGCAGCCCGUUCAAGCCGGCUUCCAGGCAGCCGCGUGACGCCCGCAGCAUGCCUCCCACGCCGCUGCUCACCCGCAACGCCUACAGCAGCACUCAGCUCAGAUCAGACGACGCUCCACAACACUUCCGCCAGCGCAGCGGGAGCCUGGAGUCCCAGUCUCAGUUCGUCACAGAGACGCAGCCGCCCGCGCCCGCGUUCGCCGUGUCCCCCGCCCGGCGCAGCAACAGCACCGAGGUCCUGGACGACGGCUCGUCCUACACCAGCCAGUCCAGCGUGGAGUACAGCGCGCCGGGGAACCACGCCCACAGGCGCCGCGUGCGCGGCCGCAGGAAGGACUUGUACGCCAACACGGGCAGCAUGCCCAACCUGGCUCAGGCGGACGCCCGCAGCUACGCCUACCAGCCGCGGCCGCGGCCCACCACCACGGCCUACUACGUCACCGGAUAUCCCGCCUACGCCGAACCGGAGCCGUAUUCCAACGGCGUCUACGGCUACGACAACGAGACGGAGGGACACUACAGCGUCAACGCCGCCUACUACACCCCGCAGGCGGCCUACCACGCUCACGACGUGCACGCUCACUACGGCCACGACGAGAUGGACGGGAUGUCCCAGAACCCGUACGCCACUCUGCGGCCGCCCAGGAACCGGCCGGCGCCGCGCGGCGCCGGCGAGCAGCCGGUGAAGAGCUUCCACAAGGCGCUGGUGGCAGAACACCUGAGGGGCUGGUACCAUCGCAACGCGGCGCAGAAACAGUCGGCCUACAACUACGACUACGACCGGGGCUCCCAGCAGAGCCUGGGCUACCAGACGCUGCCCACGCCCUACAGGAACAUGUCCGCCUACUCCUCAGUGUCCUCGAUGUCGAGCGGGAACUGGCACAGCCACAUGAGCAGCACCGCCAUGUCGGAGUACGACGUGCCCGUGCACGCGCCGCAGUCCUACUCCUACAGCACAGCCCCCUACAGCCACCCCGCCCACAACAGAUGCCCCCCAGAGUUUGCGAGGCGAAGCUGUGAUAGGAUGGCGUGCCCCGCGGGGCCUUUAGAGAGGGCUGGCGCUGUGGCCUAUGCUACUCACCAGGAAAAUUAAGUCCUUUCGCUCUAAUCAGUGGCAGCGCAGAAGAAAGGGUGAGAGACCAGAGUGCAAAAGCGAAACCACGCUGCCCCUCGUGGCCAUCAUGGUGGCGGUGGCGUGACUCGUGGAAAAGCCUCGAAUCGUUUCACUCUUGGGGGUUUUUGGACGUUGGCCUGGGUGUCUUGUGGUGGUGGGAAAGCACUCGUGUGGCAAAGGGAACAUGUGGCCUCUGAGUGUUUGUUGCAUCUGAAGCCUGUGUGUGUGUGUGUGCUGCUGUUUUGGUGGGAGAAUGUUUGGCCCUGGGUUUUCAUUGGCGUGUCGACCUCCGGGUUCGGCUCCUGAUCUCGACACGGCGGCCCAGGGUUCAUUCAUUCUGAGCCGUGGUCAGUCGGUCGCCGCGCUCCGCCAGUUCCAGUCCUAACGCCCGUCAACUGCUGUGUGUUUAUUCCAGAUCCUACGUAGACGUCGGCCAAAUGGACUCACACGUCGGCCACCAGAUGCACGCUAACAUGGAGCCGGAGGAGCAGAUCUACUGGCACGAAGACUCCAAACCGGGAACAAUAGUUUAGCUGCCUGCCAUUCUCACCUCGACGCGUUGUCAUUGUGCCUUAGACUGCACUUACCUGUUCCUGUGAAAAGGGAACCCAAAGCAUGAAGGAGCUGCAGUGGAACUCGGCGUGGGAAGCAGAUGAAGUGUUUUCAUUGUUGGCUUUCUUGUGCGCGGUUGCCAAACUGACAGGCGCCUCCGUGACGGUUUGUCACGACACCUCGCCGCCCGGCCAUUCACCUGCCGGGACGGCGAGCGUUCCGCGGUCCUGCAGCCAAAGCGAACAGCCUCUGCAGUGUUUUCUGUGUUUCAUAGUGUCAGCUCCAUAACUCUGCGAGAGGACGCUGAGCGGCAGCGAACAAAUAGAAACACACACACGCGUGUGUGUGUGUGAGCCCAGGAUGAAGGAUUCAACAUGGACGUUACUGAAAUGAAGGAGUGAACUCAUGAGGAAUGAGUUCUAAAAGACUUCCUGGAUCACAGCGUUGCUUCGGACUACUACUCUGAUUACAAAGUGUUCAGUACUUACUGUCAGUACUCACAGUCUAAUCAAGCCAAACCUGUUGAACCCAGCGAGCGUUGGCCGAAGUCAGCUGGUCUCGAUAUGACUGCCACCGCAGGAAGUUUAUUUUAUUGGAACAGUUAUUUCAUCCAUGCUGGAAAUCAUGGACCGGUGCUCCUAAUGUCUCCCUAGAGAUCCAAGCUGUUCUGUAAAUGUUGGUUUUGUAAAUACUCUGGUUCUGUUCCUGUUUUUUUUUUUUUUUUAGAGCUUUUUUUUUUUUUUUUUAUGUAUUUGAAAAGCAUGUAAUAUAUAGUAAACGAUUACUGUUAAGCUGGUUCUUAGUAAUUUGUACAAUUGCAUUUGUUUGAAUUAAAAGGAAAAUCAGCCUUUGA